AUGGGCGAGCGCUAUCAUCCCUCUGCUCCGAUGGAUCUCCUGGCUGCUCCUGAGCGCGGGUGUUCCGCGGUGAGCGAUCUCGCUCCCCGUCCGCUUCCUCCUGCACGUCCUGCCGCGAGCGUCCCUGUCGCUCCGAUGGCUGCCGCCGAUCAGAUUCGUCGCCGUUUCGAAGAUCAGCGGCCCGCGCCGGCGCCUGCGCGUGCGGAGUCCGUCGUGCGCUCCGACGCAGAGGCUGCGGCGCGCCGGGAACCCUCGGUCGCCUCGGAAGCCGCGAUCACCGCACUCACCACGUUCACCGCGCCGCGCGGCAUCGAGGAGCCGAUCUCCGGACCGCCGGUCGCGUCGUCACCGUUCGCCCGGUCGCCAAGCCACACACUAUCGAUCGCCUGCUCCGCACGUGUCUCGCCCGCGGUCCCCAUCUGCGCGUUCGCCGCGGCCGUCAAAGCGCCAGCGGCUCUACUCCUCGUCACGGGGGCCGAUCCCCUGUCCGCCAGCGCCAACGCGUCCCUUCUCGCCAGCAGUCGCCCGCUCACUCGAAUGCAAGUGGAUGUGGGCGUCGUGGGCAGCGGGGAGGGUAUGGACAACGCGGAGGCGUCAUCCCAUUCCGUGCCGCCGGCUGGCCCCGUCGUUCCUCUUGCUGCCCUCCUGCCGCACAACCCUGAGGGCUCCCUUGCGCGUCCUGGUCGUCCGCUGCCAGCAGGGGCUGGCUUCGUGGGCGCAGGUGGUGGGGAUCCCUGGGCCGCGUAUGCACCCCUGCGUCCUCGCUCCCCUCCACGUGAUCUCGCUGUGUCGUCCCGCCGAAUGCGCGCCGCUGUUGUCCUUCCGCCGAUGAAGGAAGUGCCCACGGUGACCCUGGCGCGCUUGUGGUCGCUAGCGGAGAGCCUGCAGAGCCUUGAGCUGAUACUCCUGGAGUCCCAUGGCUCCAUGGCGGUGACCCCACCGAGCACAUUCUCUCAGAUGCCACGAGCACGGUGUCAUGCGGCGGCGUCAGCGCUAUUCUCGUACGUAUCGCCACUGCAGGUUGCGCCCUCGCCGGGAGUAGUCGCGGCCACCCAGCUGGCCGAGAAGGCCCUGGAUCUGAAGACGCUUGUUGGAUCUCGCGGAACUCCUGUUGACGUUGUCGGCGCCACCGCGUCAGUGGUCCGCCUGAUGUGGUUGACCACGCGCGAAACGCUUGGUGAGCUUGAGGCCGACCGCAUGUACGCCCCUCUCGCGCGUGAGUAG
This is a messenger RNA of Closterium sp. NIES-65, 1224 nucleotides long. The record is from the annotation of a GenBank genome assembly. Lineage: Eukaryota; Viridiplantae; Streptophyta; Zygnematophyceae; Desmidiales; Closteriaceae.